Molecule: messenger RNA, 4287 nt
Organism: Scedosporium apiospermum
Lineage: Eukaryota; Fungi; Ascomycota; Sordariomycetes; Microascales; Microascaceae
Exons: 7
Coding region: 1-4287 (1428 amino acids)
Biological process (GO): phosphatidylinositol dephosphorylation
Cellular component (GO): cytoplasm; membrane
Molecular function (GO): phosphatidylinositol-4,5-bisphosphate 5-phosphatase activity; phosphatidylinositol-3,5-bisphosphate 5-phosphatase activity
Source: RefSeq, a predicted model, not a curated record
AUGUUGUCACUUGAGCCCAACUGCGAACUGUCGAGAACGGAGGAGCUGAGACACUUGUGCUCCACGUCGCCCAGCGCUGACAACGUCCUUGAGGCCCCCUUCUUCGAUCCUAGCCCUCGUUGCGCCUUCGAUCUUGAUGUCAUCCAUUCCGCCCAACAGUUUAGCCUCGACCGCAACGAAGGCAUCUGCAAACUACCAAUGGAGCGACCCUCCACGACAGGCUCGUGGCCUGUCCAUCGCCCAUCCCCAGGGCCCGAGAAAUCGAGCCAGAUCUUCAUCCGCGAACAUCCUCACCGAGCCAUCGCCAUCGUCUCCGACUCCCAUUCUCUGAUCUUCCGUUACAGCACCACCGUCAGCGGGAAUAGCACCCCACUCUCCGUCCACGGUCACCGGCCCCGCAACGGUGAUGGGUUCGAAUCGAAAUGCAUGGUUGAGUUUUCUCGCAACACAAGACAUGUUCUCCAACACUACCGGCCUUUGACGCCGCAGCCCAUAUACGGCACCUUGGGCCUCAUCUCCGUCGAUGGCGAUGUCUUCCUCUGCGUCGUUACGCAAGCCACCCGAGCCGCGACGAUUCGGCCAGGCGAGACGGUCGAGCGAAUCGCAAGCGUCGAAUUCUACUGCCUCAAUACGUCCGAUUAUGACUUCGUCUAUUCUCUGGAUAACUUGGACCCAGAGCUCUCCGAUUCCUCGUCCGUAUACGGACAGAACCUAGCGCGAAGAGACCUGGCGAUAGAGCAACAUCCAUGUCAGGAACUACGGAAGCUCCUAAGCAACGGGACCUUUUACUACAGUACAGAUUUCGACCUGACUAGCAGGCUACAAAAUAGACCAGCAAGCAACACGACGUUCGAUAUUGAUAACUUUGACGAGUCCUUCCUCUGGAACUUCUUCAUGAUCAACCCGUUGGUCAAGUUCAGGUCGAGAUUAAUGCCCCCGGAAAGGGAGGCCCUUGACCAUUCGAGAAUAUUGACCUCCGCUAUCCGAGGCUUCUGCGGAACCAUGACAAUACCUCAAGCCGCUGCCCCGGUUGCGCCAAAGUCUUCGCGCCUACCUUCGUUUCUUUCCGUGAUAUCGAGGCUCUCGUGUAAGCGUGUCGGCACCCGCUUCAACUCCCGAGGCAUCGACGAUGAUGGAAAUGUGGCCAACUUUGUCGAGUCUGAGACAACGUACUGGAGCCCCGCAGGCAUCGUCUUUUCCUACGUACAAGUUCGAGGCUCUGUUCCUGUCUUCUGGGAACAAGCACCGGACCUCAUUCCCGGACGACAAAAAAUCACCAUUACCAGGUCGCCCGACGGCACGCAGCCGGCCUUUGACAAGCACUUUCAAGGAUUAGAAGAGGUGUACGGCGCCGUCCAUAUCAUCAAUCUGCUUAGCGACGCUAAGCCGGGAGAAGCUGAGCUGACGCAGCUCUAUCGGUACGGAACCGCACAUUGUCCGCUGAGCCGCCCUGGAGGAAAAGAGUCUAGAGACCACGCCUUGCUCAAAUCCAGCGAAUACGAUUUCCACGCCGAAACCAAAGCAAUCGGGUAUGAGGCAGCCAAAGGAAUUCGGCGAUACAUUGAAGAUUCCAUCGACGCAUUCGCCUAUUACCUUGCUCAUGAGGAUGACGACGGCGCCGACGACGGCUCGACUCUCCAUGAAAAGGACAGCAGAUUAGUCGUCGUCCUUCAGCAGGAGGGGGUGUUUCGCACAAACUGUCUAGACUGCUUAGACAGGACGAACCUCAUCCAGACGAUGAUUUCCCAGAUGGCGGUGGAGACAUUCCUGGGCCAUAGGGGAGAAUAUGCGGCCUCAGACUUUUGGAUGAGGCAUUCCAGUCUCUGGGCGGACAAUGGCGACGCAUUGUCUAAGAUAUACGCCGGAACGGGGGCGCUCAAGACGUCUUUCACGAGGCACGGCAAGAUGUCGCUUUCGGGUGCCAUGGCAGACUUUCGCAAAUCAGCACAGCGACUCUACCACAACAACUUCACCGACUCGUCACGGCAGUUGACCAUUGAUUUGUUGCUUGGUCGUCUAAUGGGGCAGCAGGCUGUUCAGCUGUUCGAUCCGAUCAGCGAUUAUGUCGCUGUUGAGCUCUCAAAGCGGAGCGCCGAGUUCUCGUCGAAUCGAUCGAUAACAAUAUUCGUCGGCACCUUCAACCUCAAUGGCAAGACCCACGGCAUUGAAGAGGACUUAUCCCGCUGGUUAUGGCCCGCCGCAGUUGGCACGACGCUUCCCGAGAUCGUGGCCGUCGGUUUCCAAGAAAUCGUCGAGCUGAGCCCGCAGCAGAUCAUGAACAGCGACCCGUCAAGAAAGCAUCUCUGGGAGCAGGCGGUGCGUAGGACGCUCAACGCCCGAGCCAAGGCUAGCGGAGAAAAAUACAUACUCUUGCGCAGCGGGCAGCUCGUCGGGGCGGCGCUGUGUCUCUUCGUGAAGUCGUCGGUGCUGGGGAAUAUCAAGAACGUAGAGGGCAGCGUGAAGAAGACGGGCAUGUCCGGCAUGGCGGGCAAUAAGGGCGCCGUCGCGAUUAGGCUUGACUAUGCGAACACCCCGAUUUGCUUUGUCACGGCGCAUCUUGCUGCGGGAUUCUCGAACUACGAUGAGAGGAAUCGGGACUUUGCGACAAUUCAUCGCGGGCUCCGGUUCCAGAGGAAUAGAGGCAUCGACGAUCAUGAUACUGUAAUCUGGUUUGGCGAUUUCAAUUACCGCAUUGGUCUCGAUCGAGAGACCACACUCUCUUACAUCCAACGGGGAGACCUCGCGACGCUUUAUGAUAACGAUCAGCUCAACCUUCAAAUGGUAGCCGGGCUUUCUUUCCCGUAUUAUUCUGAAAGCAGGAUUACUUUUGCGCCUACAUAUAAGUUUGACCUUGGGACCGACGAAUAUGAUAGCUCGGAGAAAGCCAGAAUCCCGGCAUGGACUGAUAGGAUUCUGCGUAAAGGCUCAAACAUUAAGCAGAUUGCUUACGAUUCUGCGCCCCUACGGUUUUCCGACCAUAGGCCUGUAUAUGCCGUGUUCAACUGCGUGGUCAGCAUUGUAGAUGAGGCAUUGCGGCAGUCAAUCAGCGAGACUCUGUACAAAAAACGCAUGGGUGAAGUCGGAGGGAGCGUGACGAACAUAGAAGAUGAGGAUAGCGAAGAGGACGAGGAUCUCGUAGGCUACGAUGCCAUCGAACCGGGCCUGCCGCCGGCUAGCUCCGAUCGGCAGAAGUGGUGGCUAGCUAACGGGUUAUCCGCACGAGUUGAUGCGGUUCCGCCCAAUCCCGCCAACAGCGGGAUGACGACGGUUCUGAAUCCCAACCGGCCAAACAACCCGUUUACUCCCACGGAGGAGCCCGAUUGGGUGUCUAUCCCGCGGUCGUCGUCCAGGCAGUCAUUGUCAAGUCUGGCCAGCUCGGCCUACGAAGUCAUUAACCACUCGACCAUUCUCUCGACGUCGGGAGGAACACCGAGUGGCAGGAGGCUUCCACCGCCGUUUGAUGCUGGGUCGUUACCUGCUAAGGUCGGGAGGAUGGCUAUUACGGACGAUGUACUGUCGAGGUCGCCUCAGCAGCGCGAGACGCCUCCUCCGCCUCCUCUUCCACGGCGACAGGCAACCGCGCCGAUAUCACAGGCACAGGCCACAUCCACAUCGUUAGCCGCACCACGACCGGUGCAGAGGACGAGGACGGCAGCUCCUCCGCCUCCGCCGCCGAGAUCGGUGUCAGUCUCGCGGCAGGUAUCUCCGCCGCGGGCCGUACCACCCUCUUCUCAACGAGGGCCAUCUCCUCCGCCAGGCAAGGAAACCAAGGGUGCUGGCGCCGGACCCCCACCUGUUGCGAAGAAGCCAUCCUAUCUCACAAGCACAUCCCUAGUGCCAGGAAGCACGACGGACAAGGAAUCCCCGCCGCCACUGCCUGCGCGCAGCCCGGCGCCGGUUGAACAGAGCGCUUCGACAAACGGCACAAGGUCCGCAUCUCCGGCUCCCAGCACACAGAGGAGGCCGGUCGCACCGCCGAAGCCACCCAAGCCGGUGGUAGGAAUUAAGCCGGCGAAAGGUGAUGUAGGCACACCGCCUGCGCCUCCGGGGGCCGUCCGUUUACCGGGCAUGUCGGGCGGCGGCGGGGUCGUAGGUGUCAAGGCGGCAGCAGCAUCCGCAGCGGUAGCGCACGCUAAGAAGCAGCCGCCGCCACAAGUUCCAGCAAAGCCGCAGACGAAGGAGCCGCUGCAUGGAGCUGCAGCCGAAGUUGAUCUUUUGGAUUCACUUGAUGGUGAUGGGGACGGCGGUUUAGGGGGCUGGGAGACAUUAAAGCCGCAAAUGCGGUAG